Molecule: messenger RNA, 5804 nt
Organism: Camelus dromedarius (Arabian camel)
Lineage: Eukaryota; Metazoa; Chordata; Mammalia; Artiodactyla; Camelidae
Product: coiled-coil domain-containing protein 144A-like
Exons: 33
Coding region: 165-5597 (1810 amino acids)
Molecular function (GO): protein binding
Source: RefSeq, a predicted model, not a curated record
UGCUAGGCUACGACUGUUCCGGACGAAACAUUCCGAGCCGCUGAGCUUCGCAGCCAAGGUGUGGAAGCGAGACCUCUGUGGCUCUUCUGUAGCGCCAGCGCUGAGAUCGGGAGGCGGCAAGAGGCCAGGAGGGAAGUGAGCGGUGUCGGAAGGCGAUAAGCCAAAUGAAGAAGAGACUCGCUAAGUUUGUGAGCUGGGUGGGCUUCAGCGCCCGUCAGAGAGAGCGCAGGGAUCAUGAGCACCCCGUGCCUAGGUAUCCCAUCCGUAAGCACGAACUAAAGAAGUUCCACAAAGCCGCAUAUCUUGGCGAUCUGGACACAGUGGAGGUGUUGCUGUUACGUAAGAAGAAUUUCGUGCACAGCAGAGACAGGAACAACAGGACUGCCCUACACUUAGCCUGCACGAGCGGCCAGUCACCAGUGGUGACUCUCCUUAUAGGGUGGCGUUGUGAUCUGAAUGCUCGUGACAAGGAAGGCAAGACAGCUCUCAUCAAGGCUGUACAAUGCCGGAAAGAAGCGUGUGUCAGUAUCCUGCUGGAACAGGGUGCUGACCCAAAUCUUGCGGACGACUUUCAAAACACUGCUCUGCAUUACGCCGUCUUGGCUGGAAAUACAUCAGUUGCAGCAGAGCUGCUCCGCUAUGAUGCAAAUAUCGAGGCGAUAAACGAGUAUAACAUGACACCAUUUUUACUCGCCGUCAGGAAGAACAAAGAAGAAAUGGUCAAAUUUUUGAUGGAGAACGGGGCAAAUGUACAUGCAGUUGACAAGCUGCAAAGAUCAGCACUCACACUUGCUGUGUAUCAUGACUCACCGGACAUAGUCAAGCUGCUUCUUGAGAAACGUGUUAAUGCCGAUUCGCUAGAUUCACACGGACGGACUGCUGAAGAAUAUGCUUAUUGUAAUGGUUUUGAACACCUUUACCAACUGAUUGUCGACUACAGAGCCGGAAAGAUACCGAAUACUUCCCCUCAAAAUAGCGACCUAGGACAGAGUUCUGCUAAGGAGAGUUUACCUUCUUCUCAUCCUGGGGCAGAAAAUAUCCAAGAAAAGUUGCAAUUGUCCAGCAAGGACAACGAAGAAGAAGUGGUUGUCGAGUUGGGAACCAGCAAUGGCAGCUGCAUGGAUUCAGUGAAGAAUGUUGAGAAGAAGAUUUCAGUGACUAAGGUUGCACCGAGGUUUGAAGACAUCUCUGUAAGCAGUAUUUCACCCAAACAUGAUAUUGAUGAUUCACGGCCUCCAUCAGAUGGUAACUUAGAUCUUGCUCCCAAGAAAGUCCGGCAUCCAAGAUUCGCAAAGCUAAUUCAGGCCUGGGAAGAACCCAUGAUAAACACAGAGGCAGAAGAUGGUGUUUUGAAACCAGGAACUAGCACCUUCUUUGAGGACAAUAAUUCUAAUAAUGAAAAUGAAGAUGCAGUUAGAACCUUUUCCCAACCAUCAAGUGAAGUUUCAGGCUUUUCUCAUCCUGCCUUCCCAGCACCGGAACCUCUCACAUCUUCAGCAGUCCUUGGUGUUACAGAGGAAGAAACAACAAAGCCAAAAACUGGGGGAAAAGAGAACGGCACUCGGACUAUCAACAGUGUUGUAAAGGAGCAAGCAGAUCAUAGCAAAUUGAUUUCUGUUGAUGGAGUACACAAAAGUGACAGAGGUGGCGCAACUUCAGCUUUAGGACUAGAAGAAAAGGAAGAUGUCAAAUCACCCUUGGAUUCUGAGAGUAUCUCUGAGAUUCAACUUCUGAACUGUGUUGAUAAUUUAUCUGGAGCUGCAGGUCGAGGAGAAAAAAAUACAUUAAAUGGACAAAUAGAAAAUUCUACUGAAAAAUAUCCUCACUUGAAGCCUGCAGUUGGAGUGAAAGAUUCUGUUCCUAAUAAAACAGGAGAAAUGAAGAAUUUACAAACAUUCAAAUCAGGUUCUUCAGACUGGGAUUCUACUAGUCUGAGCCUCAAUAAUAAGGCUGGUCAAAGAGCCAAGCAUUUGAAAGUUGACAAAUGUCCGUUGGUAUCACAAUCAGUGACCACAAACCAGUCAGCACCCACAGAACUGAGGCAGACGGCCCUGGUAGAUAAAGACCGGGUGAAUAUUGGAGCCGUGUCUCUGUCAGAAAAUGCAGCGCUCCGUGGCCUGUGUGAGUCACAGCUGCCAGAGAAGAGAAGCAGCAAAGAAGCAGACCCAGACUUCCAAAGGGCAGCUGAGGAAGAGCAAGAAAGACUUGAUGGGAGUGAAAACAACCUCUCACAGGAUAAAUGUGUUUCACAAGCACAUACUGUGAAAGAAAAGAAAUCUGAAGAUCAAAUCAACCAGAUUAAUCUUUCACUUGUGCAUCUGCAAAAAACGCCUAGAGAACCAGAAGUGAAUAAGGAAAAUGACAGAAAGGAUGUACCUGUAUCUUCAAAACAUUCUUGUGUGGAGAAGCAUGAGGACAUGUGGGUCAAACAAGGCAAAUUCGACUGGAAACAUAAUUCAGAAUUUAUCACAAAGAAGUCAAACCAGAAAAUGAGUAAAAUCCAUGAAAAAGGCAAAAUUACUUUUCAUCGUAAGGGAGUGCCGCUACCUGACAACUCUGAACUACAUGGUGACUUAAAGGAACUACCUUCCAACGUGACAGAUAAUACAUUUGAUUUUGAGGAAAAGGAUGCACCUGGAGCCUCUGUCUCUAUAGGAUUCCAGGCAGUCUCUGAACACAAAGAGCCCAGUCUUGAAAAUGUAUUUCCAUGUUAUUCCAAGUCUGAGUCAAGAAAGUAUGGUUGCCAGUCAUCUUCAAAACUUUAUUUAAAUGAAAAUAAGUUGGAUGAAAAUGAUAAGCCAGACAUUGAACACGUUUUUAACAAAACCGAGGAGAGUUUUCGUAAUGACAGAGAAAAUGAAGUAAGGAACCGAGUUCCAUUUACAGUGAAUGAAGACCAAGAAUUUGCUACAAAAAGAAAACCAAAAAGGAGCCAAAAUACUCACUGGAAAUCAGACAUUGGACGUGCACCUCAGGUUGAAGUAGAAGAGAACAGGAGCAAAAGUGGUGAACUGAAAGGAUCAGAAACCAUAUGUGAUGGCAGCUAUCAUGAAGGAUUAACUCAGCAGAGGAAGAGGGGAAAAACUGAUGACCAGCGGUUUCCUGCUCUGCAGAAAGCAGAUUCUGAUAGUAGCUGUCCUGGCUUGCACAUGAAGGGAGUAAAGAAUGAAAGUGGAAAACGGACAUUAAAAGCAUCUGUGACUUCACGUGUAUUUGCGAAGACUGCCUCGCUGGCUGGUGGUCUCCUACACAGGAAUGACAACAGCAGUUUAAGUGAAGGAGAUCAAGGUUGUGGCAGGUCUUCAAAGAAAAUGUCUACUAAAAAGGACAAGGUCACAGAGCAGGUGAAUUCUGUGGAUGACCUCGAUGACUUAACUCUGGCACCGGAAACAGCUUCUGAGGAUCACAAGUCGCUUUCCCCUAAUUGUAAGAGUACCCUGAGGCUAAUCGAACAACUUGGCCCGGAGAGUAAAGAUUCUGAUAGGUUAUUGAAAAUUGAGGAUCCAGUUCAUUCAUUCAGAUCAAUAGAACUGAAAGAAUCUGACUGUGCACUACUUACAGGAAAAAUUAAAGAAAUGGAAAAUAAGGUGAACUGGCUACAAGCAGAGCUGUUGAAAACAAGAGAAGCAAAAUCACAGUUAAAACUUCAAAAUGUGGAGUGGGAACGACAGCUCUGCAGCAUGAGAUUAACAUUAGAACAAGAAACAAAGAAGAAGAAAAAUGCUUAUAUAUUAUAUGAAAACACUAAGGAUGACUUAAAAAGAAAAGAGAAAGAAUGCAAUGAGCAAGUUUCCGCGAACCAAGAACUUGAAAGCACUGCCCGGGCACUAGAAUGCAAACGGAAGAGCAUAAGGAAUAAACCAAACCAGGUUUUAGAAGAGCAAAAUGAUGCUCAGAGACAACUUUCUCGAGAGCAGAAUGCCAGAGUAAUACAAGAUGAAAUCCUGGCCCGUCAUCUUUCCCAACAAAAGGAGGCAGAAAAGACUAACAAGAAAAUGAAUGCUGAGGACACAAAGGAUUUUGAGCUGUCUGACCCAGAAGAUAACAGCGAGGUGCUUCCUCAGCAACUUCCUGAAGCUGAACGUCAAUUCCGUGGCCAAGAAAUUGAGCUCCAUCCCAGGAGAGAUGCUCUUAGACCAACGACGUUGGUAUUUGAAUGUGUGCAUAGAGACCGAGGCCAAGCCCAGCGUUCAAACAAGGAAACUGAAUCCUUGUCUCAGAGCAAACAAGGGGAAGUCAACAGAUACAUUGGAAAGCAGGCAUUCUUGGAGGAGAGAGUAUGUGAACUAAAAAGCGAAAACGUGUUGCUUCGACAGCAACUGGAAGCUGCUCAAAGUGAGGCCACAAGUAAAAAGACAAUACUUAAUAUCCCAGCGCCGUUUCUGGAUCACCUGGGAAAACUUGAAGCCAUGAGCAGACGAGUUCUGAUGCUGGAGGAAGGAAACAAGGAGUUAAUCGAUGAAUCCAGAUGUUUAAAGGACAGACUGUAUCAGUAUGUAACGGACAGAGCAGAAAUGGAAGCCUGUAUGAGACAGCUUCAGCAAGAGCUGACUGACACCCGAAAGAAAGUGUCCAUGUUGGAAGCUUCCCUGGAGGUGACAGCACAUCAUCACACUAACUCAGAAAAUGAGACACAGGACUCAGAGAGGAGGUCACAUCAAGCUGCGAACCCAAAUGCUGAUCUUCCAGCAAAAGUGGAAUCUACAUCUUCAGUACUUCUCCAUCUGAGUGCAGAAACUCAACGUUUUCUAAAGGAGUUAUUUAUGAAAGAAUUGCAAAAGAAAUCUGACACACUGGAGGAGGAGAAAAAGCAGUUGGAAGAAGAAGUAGUGCACCUCAGGCGUCACCUAGAAAUGAACACAGUGGAACACAGUCCAGUGGAGCAGUACAAACGGGAGACUGAGGAGCGAGCAAGACGGGAUGUAGUAGAAAAUCUGAAAGAACUCAGUCAAGUCAUGCGGUACAAACAGGAGACUGAAAAGCAAGCAAGACAGGAUAUUGCAGAAAGAUUGGAAGAAAUCAGCCAGUUCUUACAGGCCCAAGCAGCAUCUCAAGAAGACUUGUUAAGAGAGUAUAAACGUGCUUCAGUAAGUCAAAUGGAACACAGAGUUAAAGGUCUGGAAACUGAACUGAAAAGUAAAACUUUUCAGUUUGAUUGUAAUGAAAAAGAAUUGGAAAAAUACAGGCAGCUGUACCUGGAAGAGCUAGAAAAUGGAAUGUCAUUGGCAAGCCAACUAAACUCGGCUAAUGAGAGGCUGGCAGCAGUGAGCACUGAGCUUCAGCUGGAGAAGCAGCACAAGAGUUCUCUCCUCGGCUCUGUUCCCGCACGGCCUGUUGACGGACCGCCUUCUGAUGAAAGUUCUAGUACUAGCGUAGAGACCGAAAGGAGUCUUACUCGAAGAAGGAACUUCAGGAAUUUUUCAGACCCUUCGACUAGCAUAAGCGAUCUGUUCAGGAUGCGGAAGAAGUUGGAGAAUAAUAUAGACAGAGAAUUAAAAGAAGCUACUAUUGAACUUGAAUCUAAGUCCUACAGACUCUCUCGUAGGCUCGAUGGACGAGUCAAGUCCAAGUCCAGAUCUGGUUUCGAAAGCACGUGAAGAAUAUGUGGAAAUUCUGAAGAAAAGUAUCUGAUCUACAAGAUAAAUAGUAAACAUUUACCUGCUCUGAAAUAGUAAACAUUUACCUGCUCUGGGCUGUUUGCCUAACAUUUUAAUUAUUUCCCGCUAAGUAAGAUACUGACAAUGUUUAUUAAAGGGAAAUAUUCUUGUAUUAUAUAUGCAUGAUUAAAACUGAUGUAUUUUAAA